Molecule: messenger RNA, 3897 nt
Organism: Drosophila navojoa
Lineage: Eukaryota; Metazoa; Arthropoda; Insecta; Diptera; Drosophilidae
Cellular component (GO): extracellular region
Molecular function (GO): chitin binding
Source: RefSeq, a predicted model, not a curated record
GUGAAGUAUUUAAAUAAUUAUUUAAGCAUGCCCCGGUUACGAUUGCCAGCCAGAGUUGGCCCACUUUCGGUGGGGCCGCUGCUGCUGCUGCCGCUGCUGGUGCUGCUCGCGUUUGACGACGCCGUCGCCCAGGGCAACUUCGAGGAUGCGGACAAGGCGAACGAGUACACGGAUCAGCAGUUCGAUUUGCGUCACACCAUACCCGGUGAGCCGGGCGUCGACUAUCCCAUAUUGAGCGAGGUGCCCAAGACGAGUUUCGUUUGCAGGGGCCGACACGAAGGUUAUUAUGCGGAUGUGGAGAGUCGCUGUCAGGCGUUUCGCAUUUGCGCCCACACCGCACGCUCGGCGCAGGGCUUUGGCUUUCUCUGUCCGAACGGCACGAUCUUCAACCAGCAGAAAUUCGUCUGCGAUUGGUAUCGCAAUGUGGACUGCGACCAGUCGGAGCAGUACUAUGACAUGAACAACGAGAGCACCGUGGGCAGCACACAGGAGAUGAUGGAGCGUGUGCGCCAGAUGAUGGAGUAUCCCACCAAGACCAUAUCGCAAGUGCUGCAGCAGCAGGAGUUGAAUCAGCGCCGGCAACAGCCCAACAGGCAUCAAACCCUCAGCAAGGACCUGAGCACCGUCAGCGGUGUCCUCGACCAACCAGCGGCCGUUGCCAAUGAGAAACAGACGCUGCGCGGCGAGGACAUCAAGAGCGAAGCUCUGUUGGCUCCGAUUGUCACAGCUGAGGCCAACGAGCCCGAGGACGGCGAGGACAUCUAUGUGAACAGCCUGGGUGAGCUGUCCUCCGAUCCGGGCAUCCAGUUCGAUCACACGAAUGCGCACAUCAUAGCCGAGUAUCCGCGCGAGUAUCACUAUCAGAAGCAGAAGAACUUUGCGGCGCGCGUCAAUGCGGGCCUCGAGCUGCUGGACGGCAGCUCAGCUGGAUCCAAUGAGCAGAUGGCGCCCGAGUACAUCAAGCAGAUACGCAACACCAAGGAGGAGGCGACACAGCUGGAUCUGGUGGCCAACAUCAAUAACUUGCUGGAGGAGGUCUCCACCGACUUGGAUCCCAGCGUCUCGGGCUACCAGUCAAUGAGCCCGCAGAAGGUGAAGCAACCCUUUAGAUUCCUCAGUCGUGGAUUCUCCAUGCAGGCCAACGAAAAGGAGGCCGGCAAAGGCCACUCGUCCUAUGUGUACAAUAGACCCAAGCAAACGCCGGGCACGGUACGAUUUACGUCCAAUGAGAUACCCAUUGAUGCUCACAAAGACAUUGACCACAAGCUUAAAUUCAACAAUAAUGACAAAACCACAAGCAGCAGCAGCACCACCACCACCACCACCAGUACUACUACAACCACAACCACAGAAACGCCUCUUGAAACAUUGUUAAUUGCACCCACAUUGCCGCCAGCAUUCGAUGAGCAAGACGCGACCACAGCGCAGACGACAGUCGAGCCAGCUGCGGACAAUAGCAGCGAGCUGCCCAUUAUCGAGUCGAUUGGCCAAGCUGCGGCACUGACGGCCAGCUUGAGUGAGGACCUGGAGCAGGCUGAGCCCGCACCACUGAGCGCCGCUGCGGCGGAUAAGACGGAUGUGGAUCUGCAGGCCGAGAAGCUGCUGCUGGCGGGCGUCAAGCUGACCUCGCACGAUGAGGAGACGGCGCUGCGGAGCAACAAAUUGACGCUGGGCAAGACCACAACACGCCCCACUCGCACCACCCGCACCACGCGCACCACAGUGCGGCCAACCACGACGCCCGCGAUGAGCACCUCGACGGAAACUGUGACAGAGAUCAGCAGCACGCAGGAGCGCAUACGCAGCUACCGGCGCUUUGCCCAGAAGCGCGUGGGUAGCGGCACCUUGCGGCGACAGGGGGCAGUGAAGCGCAGCACUACAACACCUAGCACCACCAAGGCCACAACUACAGCACGCCCAACCACGCCCACACGCAGCUAUUCAGACCGCUUGGCCGCAAGUCGCUUGCGCUUGCAGCGUCUAACCAGCAAAUCCGGCACCACCACAGCAGCACCCACCACCAGUAGAGCUACCACUACUGCUAGCACCACCACUGAGUCGUUUCUAGCUCUUGCGCACCCUGAGCAGAGUCCCAAUAAAAAGGUAUCCGUGCGGGACAUUGAGAAGGAGACGGGACAGCAGCAGCAGCAACAGCAGCAGCAGCGUGCGAGCUGGGACAGCGUGCAGAGCAAUCUGCAGCGUUUUCAAGUGACGCGCGGCAAUCGUGUCUACACGCCAGCAACACGAGCCAGCACCAUUGUCAGCACCACCAGCAGCAUCACCAGCACCACCCAUCGACCCUCGCCCACAGCCAGCGCCCAACGUGGACGCAAUCGCCACUCUACGUACCGUACACACGCACCACAGCUGCGCACUCGCGGCACCACCACGCUACGCAGCACCACAACGACAAAAGCCACCACACAGCGCACCACACCUGCGUCCGCCGCGCUCUCCACACUGACGCAACAGAUUUCCGCUUUAGCCGCCGGCUACAGCUAUGCACCACCACUCACACACACACACGACUAUCUAAAUGCACCCACAACUGCCAUACCGCUCACAAUCGUGGGCAACGCCCAACAGCAAUCACACUUACAGCAGCAACACAUCAGCUCAACUCUUAUUCCCUCCUCCGCUUUUCUGCCCUUCGAUAAGCUAACGCGUGCCAUUGUUGAUGACUCCAUUUUACAGAACUUUAAGAGCAACAGCGCGCACCGAGGCGGCAGCAGCCAGCAGCAGCAGCGGCGGCAGCAGCAACGCGUCACGAAGCCUGCAACCAGCAACAGCUAUCAAUAUGUUAAGCCAGCAGCAGCAGCAGCUCCAGCUUUAGCCAGUUUGACCAUACCACCACGCCCGCAACAGCCACAACAGCAGCAACAGCAACAGCAACAGCCACAACAGCAGCAACAGCUGCCUCCGUUGGUGCUUCCCACUCAGCCAGGCAUUGUUAUUGCUCGUGCCGAGGGACAACGCAUUGUUCCCAGCUCUGCCGACAACAUCAUCUCCUCCCUGGUCAAUCAGCCUCCAGCAAAGAGCAAUCAGGGCAGUUCCUAUGUGGCACUCAGCGAUUUUCUUAACAACAAAUUCGGUGCCAGCAGCAACAUCAACAAACCUACGACAUUGCAACAGCAACAACAGCAACAGCAGCAGCAUCAUCAGCAGCAGCAACAAUUGCAACCUAUUGAACAGUCUUUGCAACAACAAAUUGUCCAGCAGCAACGUCAGCCAGUUAAACAACAACAGCAGCAGCAAUUGAGCUACAUUACACAGCGCUACCAACAACCUCAAAAGCAACAGCCACAGCAACAAUUCCAGCAACAGCAGCAGCAGCAGCAACAGCAACAGCAGCAGCAGCCGUAUCAGCAACAGUUGCAGCACUAUCAACAACAACAACAGCAAUCUCAACGCCCCUCCAUUCAAUCCAUACAACAGCCCUACCUGACGCCCAACAUUUUCGUGCCGUAUCAGCAACAACAGCAACUGUUGCCGCUCUUCCCGCCGCUGGCCACAGGAGCAACAGCACCAACAACAUUUACAGCAAACGCAGCUCUCGUGGUCAGAAAGAAUGAGAAUGGAUCGCAGCUGGAUCACCUGAAUAUUGCACUGCCAGCGCUGCCGAACGCCUUGAUACCAUCGCCCACAUUGCAGGUACCGUCGUCCCCGUUGCAGGUGGCACAAAAGCGAAACGAUGUCCAGAUCGGGCGGCUGCAAUUGUCGGACAGCAACGGCAAGGGCAUGGUGGGUCACGGCUUGGAGGCGGCUUUCUAUGCGGGUCGCACAUCCUACCAGGUGCCGCAGAGCAGCGUCGGCCGCCUGCCCAACGACAUAACGCACUUGCGACGACUGCGCCAGCGACGCCACUGAGACGGCAACAGCAGCAGCAGCGGCGGCAGC